This is a messenger RNA of Marchantia polymorpha subsp. ruderalis, 4904 nucleotides long. NCBI's taxonomy places the organism in Eukaryota, Viridiplantae, Streptophyta, Marchantiopsida, Marchantiales, Marchantiaceae. The record is from the annotation of a GenBank genome assembly.
GUCCAAAUGUUGUCAUUGCCUUGAUCGCUCACACAAUUCAAUGAGAAGAUCUGAUUGAAGAGGAUGCAUGCUUUUACCCCGCGCUGGCCAUUCUAGUGUCUGUCUUCCCGUUGGUCUUGAUGCAGCUAGAUUCGCAGUCUCUUAGUACAACUGUACAUUCAGUUUUUCCACAACCCAGAGUUCGUCACAUCUGAGAAAUCUGCAAUAUCAUGCAUUCUAUGACAUUUUGCUUUCACAUCGCGCCAUCUUUGCUGAGAACUUGAUUUCAGUGCAAAAUAAUUCAUGCCCAGCGAAUUGUGACACUACGAAGGGAAGAUCAGUUUUCUUCGGGAGAGCCGGGCUUUCGGAUUGAAGAGAGGGCCUCCUCUCCGCGUUGAAGGAGAUAGCAGGAGAGAAAGGAAGGGGCAGGUGCGUCCAUCGUCAGUCACGCUGCUGAACUUGCGACACGACUUGUGGAAUGGACUCCGCACACGAGGAACCGGAGCUUCCCUCCGCCAUCCAGGACCUUGUCCAGCGUCUGGAAGGACAAGGCGAGCCUUUAACGCAGCUACCCGAUUUAAGCGGGCCAGAAUUUCGGGAGUUCUUUCCGAAGCGUGCAUCACUUUCGACAAUCACAGGGUGGCGAAGCCAAGUGCGCCUUCGAGUGCUGGAGGCAAUCGGCAACUGCAACACCUUUGAGAUUCUGGACGUGGAAGAUAUUAUUUGGGGAGAUAUAUCGAGGUUGACGGCAAGCGAGUGGUAGCAAGUUUUCAGAGGUUUCAGUUCUAGCACCGAUCUACAGUCGAUAAGAGUUGGAGUAGCCACUACGAAGUUGGAAUGGAGAUCAGAUGCGGAAGUGGAGAACUGGUGUUUACAGCUGGGGAGAAUUCUGAAUUCCUCUAGCGUAACAAAAUUAGAACUGUGGAAUUGCGGAUUGAGUGCUAGAUGCUGGUUGAAUCUCGCCUCAGGACUUCGAGGAUAUUCCGAGUCUAAAAUCCAGUCUUUAUAUUUAAGAUACGCGUGGGAGGACGCGAGUGCGGUGAAGCAUGUGGCUGAAAUGAUCAAGAGUACUCCUCUAUUAGAAACGUUGAGUUUAAUCUUCUCUGAGAAGGACAUGGAGGACGGGACCGUCGGAAUCCUGUCCCAGGCGUUGAUCCAGAGCUCGUCGUUGAAGGUAUUGAAUUUAGCACGCUCGGGGAAGUGGGCAGGGCCCUUGUUGCUGAAAGCAUUGGCCGGAGACGAUCGCAACCGAUCCAUUGAACGUCUUCGGCUAGAGGUCAUUGAUGGACUCGGAGACUGUUUAAGGGAAAUUCUUAUUUCCAACCCAUCAUUGAAGAAAGUGGAGUUGGCCCGCUCCCAUAUGAGUCCUGAGGAAUGGCACCAGCUCGGGGAAGUCAUACGUGACAAUGCUAUAGCGACAACUAUACUUGCAAGGUUUUGGUUCGAACAUGCGGAAUGGAAGCCAAUAGAAGCUCUUGCGUGUUCUGCUAGCUCCGAUGUCAAUGACCCCACACUGGAGCUUGACCUCUUCACUCGCGUGGAAGAUGAAGUGAUGUUAUCAUUACACCUAUUAGGUAGUGUACUGCGCGGGGAAAUCAAAUCUUUAAAAUCUCUGAUUAUAUGGAAGGGAUCUAAAAAAAGUAUCAUUUUCAGUAUCCUCCCCAUGAAUGGGAAAACUGGAGAAACUUCAGUCCAGAAGAGACUGGAAUUAUUUGUUCGAAGCCAAGUUCUUUCAAAGGGAGAAUGGGAGGAGCUGCUUCGGUGCAUGCGAGGGAACCACCUCACUCACUUGGAUUUGUCUGACUCCGAACUCGACGAGGAGGCGUUCAGGGACGUGAUGGGAGUCCUGCAGGUGAACUUGGCUCUCCAGGAAAUCGACGUCUCACGAACAUCGUGGGCACGGGACGGAAAGGCGGCGCAGAUUCAAGAGGCCCUGCAGCAGAACAAGGAGCGGGCAGGCUACAUGUCUGUGUUCCGAGAAGCCAACUUAACAUUCGGAGAUGCAAAAGCUGGCCGACUCUUCUUAUGCGGCUCUCCUCGAGCAGGAAAAACUCAAUUGCGUAAAACCUUGAUGAGGAUACAGCAAAGCUGGCUACAGAGAAGCAGUCCAUUCAAUAAAUGGGAGGCAUUGCGGAGGACCAAAGGGAUUGAGGUGGAGUUUUUGCAAAACAAUGACAAAAUACAGAUCUCAGUUUGGGAUCUUGCAGGACAAUGGAUUUUCCGUACCCUUCAAACUUUACUCUUCCCUCAAACCAACAAUUUCUGUGUUUUUGUUUUUGUGUAUAGCCCCUUUUGUAAGAAAGGAAAGAAAACAUCUUCAAUCAAACCAGAAUCUUGUUUCAGAUGUGAGUUGGAGGAGUGGUUGAGUUUUAUAACAUCUAGCACUAAGGUCACGGGACAUGAUCUUCCCCAAGUUAUUGUUGUGAUUUCUCACAAGGAUAAAGCCAUAUCCAGCUCUUUGAGUUGGGCUCAGCCCAUAGUGGAAGAAUUGACUAAAAGAUUCGCAAACUUUGUGGAUCUUCGUCAUAUUCAAGAGUGUUUUCAUGUGGAUGCACGGAAGAAGAAGGAAGUUAGCUCUCUUAACAGACACAUUUUUGACAAUUUCCACAAGUUGUUGAGAGAAAAAUCCCCACAGGUUCCUGAAUUGUGUUUACAACUCACCUCUCUCUUAGUUACCAACACCAAGAAGAAUAAAAGUUUUCCUUUGUGGUCAUCUCAAAAGUUUUAUGAUUUCUGUGCUCCACAAUUGACAAGCUUUGUUCCAUCAUCUUCUGCUCACUAUGAUAAUCAUUUCAAGAUAAUGAAAUCUAUUAUAUCCUAUUUGAAUGAUGUUGGAUCCAUCAUUUACAUCCCCAACCUUGAUUACAUCAUUGUCGAUCCCAACUGGCUUACCAAUACCUUCUUGGGUGAGCUGAUAGCUCUGGGUCAAAACUUCCAAGCUCAAGAGUCAAAGUCGUCUUAUCGAAUGAGUUCAUACGCAAGCAAGGACGGAUUUGUGAGCGAGAUUGUCUUUGCUGGACUGAUACAGAAGUUUUUGGGAAAGCAACCACGCUUUCAAAAUGUGAACAGAAAGAUGCUUGAAAGCAUCCUCAUCAAUUUAGAUUUGUGUUUCAAGCUGGAAGAUACUUCUGAGUAUUUCAUUCCUUCCUUCAUCCCUGAGCAUGCAAGCAAGGAGGAACAGAAUCGUGAAGAUGGGGCGCACGCGGAGUCGAUGUAUUGGGAAAAUAGAUGUGACACUCCACAGUUUGUCGGCAUACGAAUUCAAUGCAAAGAUGAAAGAACAAUGUCAUUGAUUGCUGCUUUUUUUCCACGCUUCCAGAUGUUCAUGAGACUCAAGUUGAUAUAUGAGAUGGGUGUUUCCGAGGAGAAUGUGACCUGUUCUCGACAUUACCUGCGACUUUUCCUUGACGGACAUCAGAUAUAUAUCGAGCACGUUCAAAGUGAAAAGUCCCCCAAAUACGUAGAUGUUCUGAUGUUAUGCUCGAGGCAUAAGUCAAGGGAGGCGGCUAUUACAUACGUGAGGAAACAUAUCGUCCAGGAGUUGAUAUCAUUUUGCGCAUCACCGAAAGGCUGUCCUGGGGUGGCGUUAGUGCUCGGUGUAAUUCAAACAUUUUGCGUGGAGAUGUUGAUUGAGAGUCAUCUCAGACGAGCCAUUCUGGUCGAGAAGCUGAAAUCGGACUUCAUUCGUAGCAUCAAUGAUAAACUUGAGGAAAUGCCCUUGGAAAGAUCGCAAUUGAUGGAGAAGGAAGAGUUGUUGCAGUUGAUGGAGAAGGAAGAGUUGUUCAACUAUGAGCAGUGUUGGCCUCCGAUUGGAAUGGACACCGGCGGAAUAUCCGAACUAGCAAGGGAUUUGUUGUGGGAGAGCGAUGUGGAAGCAGUUGUGAAUGAGAUUUUCCAGAAUCGAAUUCAACAAUUGGAAUCAUUGCAGGAAGCUAUAAUUAGCAUGGACAAUGAUUUGGCUCAGUGUUAUCCUGAAGCUGAAAACAUGGUUAGCGACUUGAAUCUCUCACAAUUGAAAGAUCUCAAAUCACUCACAUCCAUGUGCUUGAGUCAGGUCAGCACAAGUGUGGAAAGUACUUCGACCCAACUUGUUGUGUUCAAGAUUGAGCAACUAGGAGAAAAGAUAGUACAAAAGCUUGAUGGUUUGGAUGAGAGGUUGAGAUCAAUGCAGAGCUCAAUGGGACAGAUACUCUCUGCGCAACAAGAAGUGCAGUCAAAGUUGAGCGUCUUCAUGUCUAAGGUAGACAGGUGCAUUGGCUAUUUGCAAACGUUUCAGCAAGGGAAAACGCCUAAACGACCUUACGUUACGGACGAUGUGGGACAUUUAUAUAGGUUGAGUGCAGGUCUGCAUGUUGGGAGAAUUGUUCGAUUACACUUGAUGUGUGAGUCGGUGACUGGGUUUCACACUGUCAAAGAUCAAGAAGGGUUGAAGUUACGAUUGGAUUUGGAGAAGUGGGAGUGGAUUCGAAAAACUAUCGAGAUUUCAUACAAAAUCAUAUAUUAUGGUGCAAAGGCUGGACUGACUAAGUUCUUUGGGUUGGGCGAAGCGAUUCCGGACUGGGCAGAUUUGGAAUCAGAUAUUGUUAAUCUAGUUGGUAUUAGCAGCGAAGAUCGCAUGGCAGUUCUAAUAGGUGGGGAAAGCAAGGAGCUUCAAGAAGCAUGGUUGAGGAUUCAGCAAAUUCUUGCGCCUCAGCUUUUAAAUCGCUAUUCUGAAAUCUUCAAGUUGUAUCAGGUGAAAUCCGUGAGUUUAGAAAAAGGUGGGCAUGCAUGGGUGUGCGAGAAGUGCAUGAAUAAAGGCCUUCGCAGUGGAAGUUUGACAUGUUAGAAUUUAGAAGAGGUUAGAAUGCCACUAUGCAAUUGACAAGCAUAUGUUUAGACCCUCAUGCAAUAUACAACUCUGCAAAUUCUUCCUUGCAGUUUUCACA